CAUCUCUCUACACUCACUCUACACUCUCCACACUCUUAACAAACUACUACUCAUUCUUGUUCCUCUCCUAACAUGGACCAACACAUUUUCUUCUUCUAUCCACAUCCUUCACCUUCUCCAUUCUGAUCUCAUUCCAAUUACUACCCACAAUUCAACACUACCAAUAAAGUAACAACUUUUGCCCAUUGCAACCUUAACUCGCUUAACUCAAUUACAGAGACGACAUAAAAAUUAUAACUUUUUAUGAAUAAAAAUUGCGUAUACCUGAAUUGAUUCUAAGCUAUUGGUGUAAGAAAGCUUUAAUCUUUCUGGCUGUUCGAUUGUUUCUGUUAGUGCGUGUGUUUCUUUUGAGUUAAUUUUGUAUCUUGAUGGUGAGUGACGGUCACUCGAUGAUGUCUGACGUGGUGAUUCGAUCUAUGCCAAAGAGUCCUGAAUAUUUAGGGGUUUUGAUGAGGCGGCAGCAAGAAGAGGCCGCCGAGAGGGAGAGGGAGCUAGCAAGGUUGCGGAGUGGUUCAGCGCCGCCCACUGUUGAAGGUUCGCUUGCCUCUGCGGCUGCGGCUGCAGGUUUUGGUGCUGGAGGCGGGGGUGGAGGGAGGUAUUUUGGAAGCGAGGAGGAGCUUCGUGCUGAUCCGGCCUAUGCAAAUUAUUACUACUCUAGUUCUAAUCUGAACCCUCGACUGCCACCACCGCUAGUGUCCAAGGAGGACUGGCGGUUUGCGCAGCGGUUAAAGGGUAAUGGUGGGAGGAGAGGUGGUGGUGGUGAUGUAGAGGGUGAUAGGUCCUUAUUCUCAGUGCAGCCUGGUGGGUUUGAGGGGAAGGAGGAGACUGUAAUUAAACCGAGGAAUGGUGCAGUGGAGUGGGGCGGCGGAGGUGGCGGCAAUGGCCUGAUCGGAUUGGGACUUGGGAGUAGGCAGAGGAGCAUUACUGAACUCCUUCAGGAUGAGUUAAAUAAUGCUACAUCGGCUUCUAAGCAUCCUCAGCGGCUUCCUAGCCGCAAUGCGUUUGAUGACAUUGCUGAAAAUUCCGAAACCCAUUUUGCCUAUCUGCAUCAAGAAUUGGAUGCUUUGCAAUCUGGAGGAAAUAAGCAAGGCAUUUCUGCUUCGCAAAAUCAUGUUGGUUUAGCAUCUCAAUCUUAUGCUGCUGCCUUAGGAGCCUCGUUGUCAAGGAGCACAACCCCUGAUGCUCAACUUCUACCUAGAGCCACUAGUCCUUGCCUUCCACCCAUUGGUGAUGGUAGGUCCAGCACUGCAGAUAAAAGAAGUUCCAACGGUCAUAACUCAUUUAAUGGUGUCUCAUCGAGUGCAAAUGAGCAUGCAGAUCUGGUGUCUGCUUUGGCUAGCAUGAAUAUGUCUUCACACGACACAAUAGAUGAUGAGAAGCAUCCUAAAUCACCAAGGCACAAUGAAUCAGAUUAUAUUCAUAAUGUUAAAAAGCACUCGUUCCUAAACAAGUCUGAUUCUUUGCGUGAAAGUUUUGGACUGGAUUUGAGUAACACUUCAGUAUAUGCAAAUGCAAAUGAACAGUUUGAACCUUGUAAGGUUGGUGGAGUAUCUGUUAAUUCACACCUAAGAGGUCAUUCGGCGUCAACUCUUACUAGCAGAGGUACUUCACCUGCUCAAUAUCAGAAUCUUGAUGACUUGAAUACCUCGUAUCCUAAUUAUGGCAUUAGCGGGUAUUCUGUUAAUCCUCCAUCACCAUCCAUGAUGGCGAGCCAGCUCGGUAAUGGCAACUUGCCUCCCUUUUUUGAAAAUGCUGCAGCAGUGUCUGCUCUGGGAGUGAAUGCCAUGGACUUUAGAUCCUUGGGUGGAAGAGGGGCAACUUUAGAUCCUUUGUUGCCUGCAUCCGAGUUACAGAAUGCAAGCAGGUUGGGAAGGCAGGCUGCAGGUAGCACUCAUCAGCUGCCUUUGAUGGAUCCUUUGUAUUAUCAAUAUCUGAGAACCGGGGAAGUUGCUGCUGCAGCACAGCUUGCAGCCCUUAAUGAUUCUGCAAUAAAUAGGGAGCGCAAUGUACUCGAAAAGGCUUAUUUAGAAUCAUUGUUAGCCUCUCAAAAAUCACAAUUUGCUGUUCCUUAUCUAGGCAAAUCAGCUAGUUUGAACCACAACUCCUAUGGAAGUCCAUCGUAUGGUAUGGGCAUGUCAUAUCCAGGAAGUCCACUCGCAGGUUCUGUUUUCCCAAACUCCCUCUAUGGGUCGGCUAGUCCUAUGAGCCAAAGUGAACGGAGUAUGCACUUACCUGGGAUGAGGAAUGUGUCUGGCGGUUUCAUGGGAGCCUGGAAUACAGAUGCUGUCGGCAACUUGGAUGAGAAGUUUGCAUCCUCCUUGCUGGAUGAAUUCAAAAGUAAUAAAACCAAAUGCUUUGAGCUUUCAGAAAUUUCUGGCCAUGUUGUUGAGUUCAGUGCUGAUCAAUAUGGAAGCCGUUUUAUUCAGCAGAAACUUGAGACAGCCUCAAUGGAUGAGAAAAAUAUGGUUUUCCAUGAAAUCAUGCCAGAGGCUUUUGUUCUGAUGACUGAUGUCUUUGGUAAUUAUGUGAUCCAGAAGUUUUUUGAGCAUGGCACAGCGGCACAAAUAAGGGAAUUGGCUGACCAAGUUACUGGUAAUGUGCUGACCCUAAGUCUUCAAAUGUACGGCUGCCGAGUUAUCCAAAAGGCUAUAGAAGUUGUUGAGGUAGAUCAGCAGACUCAAAUGGUGGCAGAGCUGGAUGGUCAUAUUAUGCGCUGUGUGCGUGAUCAAAAUGGGAACCAUGUCAUCCAGAAGUGUAUUGAAUGCGUACCUGAAAAUGCAAUCCAAUUUAUUGUUUCAACAUUUUAUGACCAAGUUGUGGCAUUGUCAACUCAUCCAUAUGGUUGCCGUGUUAUUCAGAGAGUCUUGGAAUAUUGCCAUGAUCCCAAAACACAGCAGAUUAUGAUGGACGAGAUUUUGCAGUCUGUUUGCAUGUUAGCACAAGAUCAAUAUGGGAACUAUGUUGUACAGCAUGUGCUGGAGCAUGGCAAGCCACAUGAACGUUCAUCUAUAAUAAAGAAACUAACGGGACAGAUAGUGCAAAUGAGCCAGCAGAAGUUUGCAUCUAAUGUUAUUGAGAAGUGUCUUACUUUUGGUACACCGACAGAACGCCAACUCCUUGUGAAUGAGAUGCUUGGCUCCACCGAUGAGAAUGAACCUCUUCAGGUUAUGAUGAAGGAUCAAUUUGCAAAUUACGUUGUACAAAAAGUACUAGAAACUUGUGAUGACCAGCAACUUGAGCUAAUCUUGAAUCGAAUAAAGGUUCACCUCAAUGCUUUGAAGAAAUAUACCUAUGGAAAGCACAUUGUUGCUCGCGUAGAGAAAUUGGUUGCUGCUGGAGAGAGGAGAAUCAGUGUUCUGACUCUAAAUCCUGCACAGGUGGUAUAGAAAACCAAGUUUGUGUACAGCUAACUGAGGUUUAAUACAGCUCCUACUCUUUUUUUUGUUUGUACUCUUGUCUGUAUGCAAAAUAUACAGCACAACUAAUUUGAUGCAAUAAAUUGUUAGUUGUACUCUUGAAACUGUACAUUUAUUUGUGUGAGGAGAAGAUAGAUACCUAGAAAUCAUGUUUAGCCUCAAGCUAAGCAGAGGGGGUCAAGGUGGUAAAUGAUGCAUGAUGCCUUUCAUGUGGCACAGACACAUGUAUGGAUUAAGUUUUUUUAAAAGUUGUAACUUGUAAAGGGAAGUGUUUGACUUGUACAAAUUUUUACUAGUUUAUUAUGGGAUUAACAUGUAUCCGGGAUUUUUCUUUUUUUUUUUUUUUUUAUGCAUGAGGUGUUUACAA
This is a messenger RNA of Arachis stenosperma, 3783 nucleotides long. RefSeq names its product pumilio homolog 3-like. The transcript has 9 exons. The record is from RefSeq and is a predicted model, not a curated record. Gene Ontology annotation, biological process: post-transcriptional regulation of gene expression. Bases 369 to 3386 code for a protein of 1005 amino acids. Gene Ontology annotation, cellular component: cytoplasm. Lineage: Eukaryota; Viridiplantae; Streptophyta; Magnoliopsida; Fabales; Fabaceae. Gene Ontology annotation, molecular function: mRNA binding.